GCGGCCACCAUAUAAACCUGCCCCCCGGCACCAUGCCGAUCCGUCUCCCCCGGCCGUCGUCUCGUCCCAAUCCACUCCCAUCCCCUUCCUCCCGACGCGCCACCGUCCACGUUUCGCCGGAGCCAUGACGAGGGGCGGCGACAUGAAGUCCUUCUUCCGGCAGCAGAAGGCGCACGCCGCCACCAAGCCAACCGGCGGCGUCUCCAAGAAGACGGCGGCGGCGGCGGCGGCUCACCACCACCAGAAGGCCGCGCCCGCCCUCCACGUCAACGCCGCCACAGAUCACGGGCGCCAGCAGGAGGAGGCGGAGGCGGAGGAGCGGGAGCGGGCGGCCCGGUCGUUCGACAUGGACAUGCGGUACGGACCCUGCCUCGGCCUCACCCGCGCCCAGCGCCUGCGCCGCGCCGCCGCGCUCGGGCUCGCCCCGCCGCCGGCGCUCCUCGCUCUCUGCACGGACGACCAGCCCUGCCUCUGGGAGGGACGCGUCUAGGCUCCAGAUGGGGAUGGGCCCUCCCCUCGAUUCGCCGCCAUGUUCGACUCCAGCAACAGCUUGUGUUAUUGUGUUAUUAAGCAGCAACCGCGCUCGUCCGUUCUCUGCUUCCGCACCUCGUGGUAGCACUGGUAGUACUAGUACCAUCUGCAUCUGUAGUUGUGUGAUGUGUUUAUCUCUUCGUGCCAAUCGAAGGAUUCUGUGAUGCCAUGCCAUGGCAAGUGAUGUGUUAUUUUGGUAUCUCCUGUAUCCUUGUGUUGUGUGUUACUGUAAUCAGAGCAGAAUGGCAGUAUCUUCCUUGUGUUCUUGUUGCAGCAACAAAGCAUUUCUUCCUUGUGUUC
Molecule: messenger RNA, 831 nt
Organism: Setaria italica (foxtail millet)
Lineage: Eukaryota; Viridiplantae; Streptophyta; Magnoliopsida; Poales; Poaceae
Product: DNA polymerase delta subunit 4
Exons: 2
Coding region: 125-490 (121 amino acids)
Biological process (GO): DNA-templated DNA replication; DNA synthesis involved in DNA repair
Cellular component (GO): delta DNA polymerase complex
Molecular function (GO): DNA-directed DNA polymerase activity
Source: RefSeq, a predicted model, not a curated record